AUGAAAAUUAGUGGUGUCAUUCUAGCUGGCUGGUUAGCCUUGUACUCUGCUCCCAUGGCGGCGGCCCAAACGACGGACGACUUCUUCACUGUCUACGAUCUGAUUCUAGACAACAUUGAUCAGGACGACGCCAAAACCCUGGUUCGCAUGGCUUUCCAUGACGGUAUGGGAGGCAUCGAUGGUGAAUUGGCUCCUGGCACCAACGAGCACAACGGUCUCCGAGGGUUGCACUCCACGGUUGAUGAUCUGUGGUCUGACAACCAGGCGACCCUCAGUGGGAUGUCGCGAUCUGACUUUUUUGCAUUCACCUAUGUGGCUGGCUUCUUGAUGACGAUUCCACCAAACAGCAACCCUCCGUGGGUACCAUUGAGUGUUGGUCGGAUUGAUCCUACCGAGACACCCUCUGUCAACGAUGAAGACAUCCCGCCCAAUAGUCCCGAGGGGAGCGGAUUCCACGGGGCUGUUCUUCAAUAUUUCGACACUCACUUUGGUUUUAGUGAGAGGGAGACUGGAGUCAUCAUGGGUGCCCAUACACUGGGUGGUGCGGAAACCCAAAACUCUGGGUUCAUGAAUGACUGGACAAACAGCGAGGAUACAUUCAAUACUGACUACUACGAACGCAUGGUGGACCCACCUGGUCCUCAACAGUGGGAACAGAUCGAACUAAACAAUGGAAAAUAUCAGUGGGUCUGGGGUUGUGAUCGCCCACAAGGAUGUGCUGAUCUAAUGUUGAACGUGGAUAUGAAUCUCUUUUUCAACUUGGACGACUUUGUGCAGUCUGAUGGACGUGUGGAAAUCCCUCCAAAUCCCCCGCAACAGUGUGCAAACGGCCGUGUGUUUGCCGAUUGCUUCCCUGAACGCGUUGGAUCGGCAACCCAUGAUGUCGUCAGUGAUUAUCAGAAUGGCAACAACGGAGCUUUUCUCGAGGAGUUUGCUCUGGCCUAUGGAAAGUUGUUGACCCGUGUCAAGAACGGCGCCACUUUAACCACAUUGGACGAGCCUGACAAUUGGCCCGAAGGAAUCACUCUAAUCGCACCGAAUGGAGGUGGCGGCGGCGGCGGUGGUGGAGGUGGAGGAAACGGCGGUAAUGGAGGAGGCGGUGGAGGAGGCAACGGAGGCAAUGGAGGAAACGGAGGAGGUGGCAAUGGAGGAGGAGGUAACGGUGGCAACGGAGGAGGAGGAAAUGGAGGAGGAGGAAACAAUGGAGGUGGUGGAGGAGGAGGCGGUGGAGGGCGCGCAAACGGUCGCCCAAGAAACGCCCAGAAUCCUGAUGAUCCAUUCCGACAAAGACUUCUACGAGGCACUGACUAA
This is a messenger RNA of Seminavis robusta, 1311 nucleotides long. The record is from the annotation of a GenBank genome assembly. Lineage: Eukaryota; Bacillariophyta; Bacillariophyceae; Naviculales; Naviculaceae.